CCCCAGCCCGCGCCCCGCCCCGGUGCCAGCCCGGCGCGGUGGCGGUGGCGGCGGCGCAGCGCUCCCGGCCCCGGUACCGGCGGCGGCCCCGGCGCGGCCCGGCCCGCCAUGGCCAAGCAGUACGACGUGUUGUUCCGGCUGCUGCUGCUGGGGGACUCGGGCGUGGGCAAGACCUGCCUGCUCUGCCGCUUCACCGACAACCAGUUCCACCCCGCACACAUCUCCACCAUCGGCGUUGACUUCAAGAUGAAGACCAUCGAGGUGGACGGCAUUAAGGUGCGGAUACAGAUCUGGGACACGGCAGGGCAGGAGCGGUACCAGACCAUCACCAAGCAGUACUACCGGCGGGCACAGGGCAUCUUCCUGGUGUACGACAUCAGCAGCGAGCGCUCCUACCAGCACAUUGUGAAGUGGGCCAGCGACGUGGAUGAGUACGCACCCGAUGGUGUCCAGAAGAUCCUCAUUGGGAACAAGGCGGACGAGGAGCACAAGAGGCAAGUGGCCAAAGAGCAAGGGCUGCAGCUGGCCAGGGAGUACGGGAUGGACUUCUAUGAGACGAGUGCCUGCAGCAACCUCAACAUCAAGGAGUCCUUCACGCGGCUGACGGAGCUGGUGCUGCAGGCGCAUCGCAAGGAGCUGGAGGGGCUGCGGGCCCCCCCCCGCACCCCCACCUUGGCCCGCUUAGAGGAGGACGAGCAGCAGCCCCUGUGCAGCGAGGACACCCCCAAAACCUGCUGGUGUUGAAGCCUGGACCCCCCCUAUGGACCCCCCUAUAGACCUCCCCCCAUCCCUGGGCUGUGCUGGGGGGGGGGAUGGUGGGUGCGGGAUGGGGGCAGCCCCAUGGAGGGGGGUGAUGGGGACACCCCCAGGUGACAGGGAUGAUGGGGUGACCCCAGCCAGCACCCACUGGUGCCCCCGGUGGGUGGGGGGGUGAUGGGUGCUGGUGCCCACCCCGUGCCCAUGGACCCCCCCCCCUGUUUUACACACACAAUAAAGGUGAUGCUGGAGGUGGC
Molecule: messenger RNA, 1013 nt
Organism: Strigops habroptila (Kakapo)
Lineage: Eukaryota; Metazoa; Chordata; Aves; Psittaciformes; Psittacidae
Gene: RAB15
Product: RAB15, member RAS oncogene family
Exons: 7
Coding region: 109-744 (211 amino acids)
Biological process (GO): Rab protein signal transduction
Molecular function (GO): GTPase activity; GTP binding
Source: RefSeq, a predicted model, not a curated record